AUGGCACGUGAAAGCGACGCGCCGAAGCAACCUUUCACCCCCCGACGAGCGAAUGAACAACUCCACUCAUCGCUUCAGCAUCCGGAAUUCGGCAAACCCUCGCCGAUCGGCCAACCCCAGCACCGCUCCAACCAUCUGUUCAACAUCCCCAAGAAUAACCAUGCCCGACCGGAGCACCACAGACCCGCUGCUCGACCGCAGCCGCAAUAUCCCGGACAAUCCGCAGCGCCCCCAGGCUAUCGGCCAGCCGCGACGUCCGGAGCAGUCGCACCCACGCCAUCCACCAAACGCAGUGAUCCGGCUUCCCCGGGCGCAGUCCCCAUCAAACGGCCUGAGAAUGUGACCUGGUCGACUCCUCGUGCUCCAAGGCCGGUCUUUACGUCGAAUCCCAUACCACCAAAGCAAUCGAAUGCGUCGAAGAACUUGCAGAGUUUCAUCGAUCUUACGAAUGACGAGAGUGUGCCGUCCGGGAAAAGCACCACGAUUGGUUCUACUUUCGGGUCGAUGGAUGUCAAUGGUUUCGUCGAUUCAGCCAAGGCAAACGAGAAUAUCAAGGCUUUGCUAGAGGGUGCAUUCGAGGACGAAGAAGAAAAGCCCGAACUGAAACCCAAGGGCAAGAAGAAACAUAAGAAGAAGCAGACCCAAAAGAAAGAGCCUGUUCCAGCCGUCAAGGCGAAGAUGGAUGAUAGUUCCGAUCUCGAUGACCUCGCUAGUCAACUUCAAGGCGUCACAGUUAACGAUACCCAAGAGGCCAAGAGCUCCGUCGCAAAAUCCGAAGAGACAACCGAAGACCUCGUGAAGCCCGAGUCUAACGAUGAAGAAACGUCCGCCACAGACCAAAGUGAGGCCGAGGCAGAGGACGAAGAGGACGACAAUGACAACGAGGACGAUGAUUCUGAAGAUGAUGAUGAUGGGAUUGUUGAAGGCUUGAAGGCCAUGCUUUUGCCUCACCAGAUCGAGGGUGUCAGAUGGAUGUCCGACAAGGAGACCGGUCGGAAAACGACCAAGGGAAUUUUCCCCAAGGGCGGAAUUCUUGCAGAUGACAUGGGUCUUGGCAAGACUGUGCAAGCCAUUGCCCUGCUGCUCAAGCAUUCCAAAGCCAAUCACGAACACAGCGAGCAACACAACGAAUCCGAGAAUGAGACCAACGAAGAGACCAAACUACCCCCAGGCAUCAGCAAGAGCACACUUGUCGUUGCUCCUCUGGCGCUCAUCAAACAAUGGGAAUCGGAAAUCCUGGAGAAAGUCGAGAAGUCUCAUCGGCUACGAGUAUGCGUUUACCAUGGAACAACCCGUACAAAGACUGCCGAUUCUUUGGAUAACUACGACGUGGUGAUCACAACCUACGGAACUCUCACAUCGGAGUCGGCCACUGCGGCGUCAGCAAAGAGCAAAAAGUCCGGGAUUUUUGGGGUCUAUUGGUACCGCAUCAUCUUAGAUGAGGCCCAUACCAUCAAGAACCGGAACGCGAAAGCUACACAGGCGGCUUGCGCAUUGGACGCUCAAUACCGCUGGUGCCUCACCGGAACGCCUCUGCAAAACAACCUCGAUGAGCUACAGAGUUUGAUCAAAUUUCUUCGUAUCAAGCCAUACAAUGAUCUGGCUGCCUGGCGCGAUCAGAUCAGCCGACCGUUGGCCAACGGUCGAGGUGGCCUCGCUAUUCAGCGUUUGCAAGUUUAUUUGAAAGCAUUCAUGAAGCGCCGUACAAAAGAUGUUCUCAAAGUCAACGACGCUCUUAAAAAGGGUGAAUCAGUAGCUGAUGGUGAACCCAAAAAAUCAUCCAAUGGGUUCCAAAUCACAAAGCGUGAGGUCAUCAGAUUGGACGCAGAGUUCAUGCCUGGUGAAAUGAACUUUUACAAACGCCUGGAGGAGCGAACCGACAACAGUCUGGAGAAGAUCAUGGGCGGCUCCAAGGUCGACUAUGCGGGCGCUUUGGUCCUGCUGCUGCGUCUUCGUCAGUCCUGCAAUCACCCGGAUUUGGUUAAAAGUGAUUUGGCCAAAGACAGGGAUGUCCUGCUGCAAAACAGUAACCCCAGCAGCCAGUCGUCGCAACCGAAGUCAGACGACUUGGACAGUGUGGCCGAUCUCUUCGGGGCGCUUAGUGUUGUCACGAAGAAGUGCGAUGUGUGCCAAACUGAACUCGGCCAGUCUGAAGCCAAGGAUGGCGCUACUCGGUGCAAUGAUUGCGAGGCCGAUUUGAACACCAACUUCUUUGAAAAAGAUAAGAAGAAGCACAAGUCGAAGAAGGAUCGACGGGAGAAGAAGGUCGACGCCUCUGAUUCCCCCAUGGCCCGCAAGUCUGAAUCCCAGAUUGCUCGCUCACGAAAGAACCGAAGGGUCAUUCUCGACAGUGACGACGAGGACGAGGCCGAAUGGAUUGUCCCCGAGGACCAGCGCGCAAUGUCGAAUCUCGGAAAAGCUGGAGGAUCAGACGACGAAAAUGCUGAAGGCGGCGGCGAGUGGCUGAACUCUGACGAUUCAGAAACGGAUGACGACGAGCCUGGAUCGCCUUCUCGAAGAAAGUCUCAACCCAUCGUUUUGAGUGGCUCCGAAGACGAAUCUGAAACCGAAGAGGAUAUUUACCAGAACCCAGACGAGGGUGAAAAUGGAGAGCUACCCUCGACCAAGAUCCGCCAUCUGAUGAAGAUUCUCAACCACGAGUCAGCGGACUACAAGUUCAUCGUCUUCUCAGUUUUUACAUCAAUGCUCGACAAGAUCGAGCCUUUUUUGAAAAAGGCCAAUAUCGGAUUUGCACGCUAUGACGGCGGCAUGAGAAACGAUCACCGUGAGGCUAGUCUGAACAAGUUGAGAAACAACAGUGGAACCCGUGUGUUGCUCUGCAGUUUGCGUGCUGGUGCACUUGGUCUCAACCUUACCGCUGCCAGUCGCGUUGUGAUUUUGGAGCCCUUCUGGAAUCCUUUUGUGGAAGAGCAGGCCAUCGACCGGGUCCAUCGGCUGAACCAGACGAUUGAUGUGAAAAUCUACAAACUGAUCGUGAAGAACACUGUGGAAGAGCGAAUCGUUGAUCUGCAGGAUCGCAAGCGGGAGCUGGCCAACAUGACCAUCGAGGGCAAAUCGGCUGCUGGCAAGUUGACCAUGCGCGACAUGAUGGCACUCUUUGGCCGCGAUGCCGAGUCUGGAUAUACCGACAAGCAGGGCACGCUCGAUUUCAAGCAGCCCACCCGGCUUUUGAGCUCUACAGAAGACUCCCAGCCCUCUUCUCGGAAUUCUCAGACCUCUCAAUCUUCAUCGGCGUCUCAGCCCCGUGAUAGACCUCGUCAUAACCAAACUCAGCGGCCGCGAACCGAAGACUCGGUAUACGGGCGACGCUGGUAA
This is a messenger RNA of Penicillium alfredii, 3336 nucleotides long. Its product is annotated as putative SNF2 family helicase/ATPase. The transcript is spliced from 3 exons. Gene Ontology annotation, cellular component: cytoplasm. Gene Ontology annotation, molecular function: ATP-dependent chromatin remodeler activity; ATP binding. The record is from RefSeq and is a predicted model, not a curated record. Bases 1 to 3336 code for a protein of 1111 amino acids. Lineage: Eukaryota; Fungi; Ascomycota; Eurotiomycetes; Eurotiales; Aspergillaceae.